UAUACAUAUAUAUACACCGCCAUACUCCGUCUAGACUGACACAGGGUUACUGGACUGGGCAAACACAUUCGGUGGGAAAGAUCAGCCAAGAGCAAACAACAUCAAAGAUGAAGACACUCCUGCUCCUCGCUGUUGUGGCACUUACAGGCUCCCAAGCCAACCUCUUCUACGCUGAUGAGCCCAAACCCCAGCUGGAGCAGCUGACUGAUGCAUUCUGGGACUAUGUUGCCCAGGCCACACGCACUGCUGAGGACACAGUGAAGAUGAUCAGAGAGUCUCAGCUGGGACAGGAAGUCAAUGCCAGAAUCACAGACAGCGCCAGCGUGGCCAGCGAGUACGCCGUCAACCUCCAGAACAGAAUGAGCCCCAUUGCUCAGGACAUCAUGACCAAAAUCACCAAGGAGGCUGAAGUUCUGAAGGAGCGUCUGGAGACCGACCUCACCGCCAUGAAGGACAAGCUGGAGCCCUAUGCCGACGACCUCAAGGCCCAGAUCCAGCAGAGAGUGGAGCAGCUCAGAGUGGCUGUAGCUCCGUACGCUGAGUCCCUGGACUCCGAAUCCCUGAAGGCCACCAUUCUUCAGAAGACCGAGGAGCUCAGAGGAACCCUGGAGGAGAGAGUGAAGGAGCUGCAGUCUCAGCUGGAGCCCUACACCGCAGAACUCAAGCAGAAGGUUGACGAGCGCCUGCAGGAGUUCCAGAAGAUCGUGGCGCCUCUAGGUGAGGAUCUUCAGACCAGCGUUCUCCAGAGAACCAAGAUGGUCCAGCAGAGUCUGGCUCCCUACGCUGAGGACCUGAGGGAGAGGCUGGACCCCUUCGCCCAGAACCUGAAGGACCAGCUCACCUCUCUUUAUGAGUCCUACACCAAAACCAGCUGAAUACUGCAAAAAAAAAAAAAAAUAUAUAGAAUAAAACCCUCAAUGGACUGUUUAUAUUUCUGCUAAAUGAAACUGACGCUUUAAUCCAACACAUUUGAUCAAAAGUUCCAGUCAAUACCAAAAGCAAAAGCAAUUUACCAUCAAGAUUUCAAGCCCAAACCCAACCAUUGGUGGGGUGUUUCACCAUUUGUUCACUAAAGAAAACUUUGCUAUAGUUGCUGAAAAAAAAAAAAAAACUGUGAAUGUGUUCGUUAAUGUGUUUGUAAAUGUAUAUCUCAUGUUGAAGAAUGACGUCAUAUGUUGUAUUUAUAUGCUAGAAUAAACAAAUUUCCAUAUGAAGAAAGAAA
Molecule: messenger RNA, 1222 nt
Organism: Astyanax mexicanus (Mexican tetra)
Lineage: Eukaryota; Metazoa; Chordata; Actinopteri; Characiformes; Acestrorhamphidae
Product: apolipoprotein A-I
Exons: 4
Coding region: 108-875 (255 amino acids)
Biological process (GO): cholesterol biosynthetic process; cholesterol homeostasis; cholesterol efflux
Cellular component (GO): chylomicron; blood microparticle; high-density lipoprotein particle
Molecular function (GO): phospholipid binding; phosphatidylcholine-sterol O-acyltransferase activator activity; cholesterol binding
Source: RefSeq, a predicted model, not a curated record